GUCCUUUCUCUCCUCGUCGCUGUUUACGACGUAAUAAUCUUGCGGUCUAAACAGGCCCAAUAAUUUUGUCUGUUUGGAUCGUCAUUUUUUGUCGAUAUUUUCCUGACAAGUACAUCGUAAUGGCUUUGGAAACCGUCCCUAAAGACCUUCGCCAUCUACGAGCAUGUUUGCUUUGCUCCUUAGUCAAGACAAUUGACCAGUUUGAGUAUGACGGCUGUGAUAACUGUGAGGUGUACCUUCAGAUGAAGGGGAACAGAGAGAUGGUUUAUGAAUGCACAAGUUCUUCAUUCGAUGGCGUGGUCGCCAUGAUGAGCCCAGAGGACAGCUGGGUAGCAAAAUGGCAGAGAAUAGGGAACUUCAAGCCAGGAGUAUAUGCAGUGUCAGUGACUGGCAGACUACCUCCAGGUGUGGUGAGAGAGCUGAAAAGCAGAAGAGUGAUUUACAAGUCCAGAGAUACAGCAGUGAAGACAUAAGAGACUACGGCAACAUUGCCUAGGCGUCACCACAGCAGCUCUAAAUGUGUACAUACUCCUGUAAAAGAAACCAGACAAACAUGUUCAUUGAUUUUCACAUCUGUGAUAACCUUGGGGAACUGCCCUUCAGAGGUUUUGUUGUCUUUUUUUUCUUUUUUUUUUACUUUUAUUGUAUUUUUUUCCCCGACAUAACCAUGAAAAAUAAAGGUCUCUUGUGUUUUAGAA
Molecule: messenger RNA, 698 nt
Organism: Dunckerocampus dactyliophorus (ringed pipefish)
Lineage: Eukaryota; Metazoa; Chordata; Actinopteri; Syngnathiformes; Syngnathidae
Gene: supt4h1
Product: SPT4 homolog, DSIF elongation factor subunit
Exons: 5
Coding region: 120-473 (117 amino acids)
Biological process (GO): positive regulation of DNA-templated transcription, elongation; chromatin organization; regulation of transcription elongation by RNA polymerase II
Cellular component (GO): nucleus; DSIF complex
Molecular function (GO): zinc ion binding; RNA polymerase II complex binding
Source: RefSeq, a predicted model, not a curated record